Messenger RNA from Grammomys surdaster, 1829 nucleotides. Its product is annotated as protocadherin beta-4-like. The transcript has a single exon. The annotation marks the transcript as partial. Gene Ontology annotation, molecular function: calcium ion binding. The record is from RefSeq and is a predicted model, not a curated record. Gene Ontology annotation, biological process: homophilic cell-cell adhesion. Lineage: Eukaryota; Metazoa; Chordata; Mammalia; Rodentia; Muridae. Gene Ontology annotation, cellular component: plasma membrane.
GGUGGGUCUCCACCGAGGUCAGGAACAGCCCUGGUUCGAAUCCUGCUCGUGGACAUCAAUGACAACGCUCCUGAAUUUGUGAACAGCCCCUAUGAGGUGCAAGUCCUAGAGAGCAGUCCCCCAGAGUCCCCAAUCCUGACUGUCUUAGCACGGGAUGCAGAUGCUGGCAACUUUGGGAGAGUUUCCUAUGGCUUGUUCCAAGCAUCAGAUGAAAUCCAAAAAACUUUCUCAAUAAACGAAGUCACAGGAGAAAUACGACUGAAAAAGGAAUUGGAUUUUGAAAAAACUGAAUCUUAUCGUGUAGAAAUUGAGGCCACAGAUGGAGGAGGCCUUUCUGGAAAAGGCUCUGUGGUGAUAGAGGUGUUGGAUGUGAACGACAAUUCCCCAGAGCUGACCAUAUCUUCACUGACCAGCUCAGUCCCAGAAAAUGCUCCAGAAACGGUGGUUGCUAUCGUUCGAAUACGGGAUAGAGAUUCUGGAGAGAACGGGAAGAUGAUUUGUUCUAUUUCAGAUCAUGUGCCAUUCAUUUUAAAACCGUCUUACAAGAAUUUCUACACUCUGGUGACAGAGAGCCCUCUGGACAGAGAGAGCAGAGCUGAGUACAACAUCACCAUCACUGUCACCGACCUGGGCACACCCAGGCUCACAACCCAGCACACCAUAGCAGUCCAGGUGUCUGACAUCAACGACAACGCCCCCACCUUCACCCAAACAUCCUACACCAUGUUUGUCCGCGAGAACAACAGCCCUGCCCUGCACAUAGGCACCAUCAGCGCCACAGACUCAGACUCAGGCUCCAAUGCCCACAUCACCUACUCGCUGCUCCCGCCCCACGACCCACAGCUGGCCCUCGCCUCGCUCAUCUCCAUCAACGCAGACAACGGGCAGCUGUUCCUGCUCAGGGCUCUGGACUAUGAGACCCUGCAGUCCUUCGAGUUCCACGUGGCCGCCACAGAUCUAGGCUCGCCUGCGCUCAGCAGCCAAGCGCUGGUGCGUGUGCUGGUAAUGGAUGACAAUGACAAUUCACCCUUUGUGCUCUAUCCACUGCAGAACGCCUCAGCACCCUGCACCGAACUACUGCCCAGAGCGGCAGAGCCUGGCUACCUGGUUACCAAGGUGGUGGCAGUGGACCGUGACUCUGGCCAGAAUGCCUGGCUGUCGUUCCAGUUGCUCAAGGCCACCGAACCAGGACUGUUCAGCGUGUGGGCGCACAAUGGCGAGGUGCGCACCACCAGGCUGCUGAGCGAGCGCGAUGUGCCCAAGCACAGGCUGCUGCUGCUUGUCAAGGACAAUGGCGAUCCCCCGCGCUCCGCCAGCGUCACACUGCACGUGCUAGUGGUGGAUGGCUUCUCUCAGCCUUACUUGCCUCUGCCAGAGGUGGCGCAGGACCCUGCGCAGGGUGAUGGUGACUUGCUCACGCUCUACCUGGUCAUUGCCUUGGCCUCUGUGUCUUCUCUCUUUUUGUUGUCUGUGCUACUGUUCGUGGGAUUCAGGCUGUGCAAGAGGGCGAGGGCAGCUUCUCUGGGUGGCUGCUCUGUACCUGAGGGCCACUUUCCUGGCCACCUGGUGGAUGUUAGCGGAACUGGGACUCUGUCCCAGAGCUACCAGUAUGAGGUGUGUCUAACAGGAGACUCUGGGAUUGGUGAGUUCAAAUUCCUCAAACCCAUGGUCCCCAACCUAAUGGUUCAGGAUACUGGGAGAGAAACUACGGAAAAUCCUCACUGCAGGGAUAGUUUUGUAUUCAGCUAAGUAUGUAUUUCCUCAAGUGAUGUACAAAUGUUUUCUUUUAAGAAAUGAUCUUGUUUCUUAUGAAGUUUUCCGCUGGUUUA